Messenger RNA from Triticum turgidum subsp. durum (durum wheat), 876 nucleotides. The record is from the annotation of a GenBank genome assembly. Lineage: Eukaryota; Viridiplantae; Streptophyta; Magnoliopsida; Poales; Poaceae.
AUGCACAAACAGGAAGGGGAGGCAUCUAUGCCACUCACCCAGUACAUCACUAGUCUGAAACCAAUCAUGCACACUGUCAAGCUUGUUGGUGAGAUGAGAAACCAUUGGUUUUAUUGGGUGGUAGCGGAAAAGGCCAAGAGCCUCAUGGCAUCAAUUAUCAGAGCACUACACGAUCUUCAUGAAGUUAAUAUAUGUCCUGUACAGUUUUAUGCAUCAAACAUUGUCGUGACAUAUUAUGGGAGAGUGAAAAUCAGAGCUGCAUGUUUCAAGAAGACCGUUCCUAUGAUGCGCAAAAACUAUGAGGAUGUCAGCAAUAUUAUUAUGGACACACUGUUUGUUGACUACAAGCUAACUAUUAUCCCCAAAGAUGUUGUUCAUCUACUUUCAUUGAUGAAGUCUCCCAUUGCAACAGGUAUGAAGUAUGUGAUAGGGACGCACGCCUCUCUUAUUCCUCUUGGGAACAGGUUUCAAUUCUAUCUGGAUAUGUGCGACCAUAUUACAUCUGUGGUGGACCCUGAACUUAGGUCAAAUAUUCAUGAAGCUCUAGAUGAUCCCUAUGGUGAGAACUGGUCAGUGUUGCUGAAAUAUAACGUUUUGCUGAAGGAGUCAUUCUACAGAUCCGGGUCGUCAUACAAUACCAAAAAAGGAGCCAUUGAAUUUAUGAGGUUUUAUAGGAACACACUUGCACACAGAAUGGAUAAAUGGAAGAAACCGUUGCAGAAUGUUGGAGAUUUCAGAACAUUGAUAUACACUAAAGAGGAUAUUGAAAUGAUCUUACUGGUUACCUAUCCAAUGAUCCUGCCGAGAAUGCAAGAAGAACUCCAGAAUCAUAAGCGACUGAAGGAUUUGAAUCUUCAUAACCUAAACUUCAAGUAA